GACAAAAAGGCAACUGACAUUACGAUAAUAAUAAUAACAACAGCAACACCACCGCAACAAAACAACAUGAUGAGUGGAGUGGUAUCCAAGUAUUGUAUCGACAAUAUGAUAUGUUUGGAAGAUGGUGAUUCAUCAGUAGGAGAGUUUAAAUUGGCUGGUCUUUUAGCCUCACACCUAGUUGGGCAGGUGUUGGAUGAAGCGUAUAUUAUAGCGAAUGCUGCUAAGGAAUCUGGCCAGCCUUGGCGGUAUUGGAAAAUGGUGAAGAACUUGCGAAAUGAUAAAUUAACGGAGCCAGAUUUGUUAGAACAUAAAAAAGAUUAUUUUGCUCCGUCUUCAUCUCUAACCAUGGAUGACAAUGUGGAAGGACUAGUCAAUAGUCUAGUCACUUCUACUCCUCAAAAACAUGAUGAUGUAACAAAACAUGAAAUUACUUUAAUUGGUCAAGGAGAUGGCGAUGCGAGACAAACCAUUUUUUCAGACAAAAGCUGCAAUUUCAGUAACUUAGAGAAUAUGAGUGAUAUCUGCGCCAAUAACGAAUACGUUGAAACCCUACAAAUAAUAAAACCUCCCGUUAAUACAUCAGAACAGAUAUUACAUGAGAUAAUAGACUCUGGCGUAAAUGAAAAUGUAACAUUUUCCAUGGCUGCUGCUCGAGAUGACCUGAAUCCAUUCAGACAGAUGACUGAGAUGACUGAUAAAGAUAAGAUAAGUGAAGAAUAUUCCGAAAACUCACUCUGGACUGGCAUGUUUGGAAUUGACCCUAAUGACUUGGCGCUUGGUGUUGAACUUGAUGAAAAUGUCAACUCAUAUUUGCCUAAAAAGGAAUCCACCGUUGUAAUCACUCAUGAACAAUCAGCUGUAACUAUUAUGAAUCAGAGUGUGGAAGCUUAUCUGACGUUGAAUCGUGAUUACGAAAUUUAUUCAGAUGAAGAUGGAGACCCAAUCCUUCAAGAUCCUAAGUCAUUAGUUGACCUACAGGAAAUUGAUCUUCUAACAGCUGAUGUUUCCGAAAAAUCCUUUGCAGCCGGCUCUCAGAGCUCACCCCUUCAAGAUUCUAAACAAAAACAAGACGAGUUGUCUUCCGCGUCAGGAAUGACAUUCAGCUCGAAGAAGUCUCUGUCCCAGCGUUGUAGAGUGCAUGGUGCGAGGCUGAUGCAGUGUCUGCGGGGCUGGUGGAAGCGACGGACCCCGGGGACAAAGGAGAGCGACCGGCCGGGAGUGGGCUGCCUGACCCCGGGCGCCCGGCGCCGCGGCCGCAGCCUCGACCAGCGGGGGAUGGGUGACCAGACCCCUGGCUCCACGCCAUGGAGGCCCCACACCCUCAGCGGGGCGCUACGCAACACCACCUGCUGGCGCCAAUACACCUUCGAGACCAACCCCCAUUGCCGAAACACCUAGAUACUGAACAUUGUGCUCAGCUUUUUCCUUCCUAUGUUAUUUGAUAGCUUUACUGAAUAAAGCAUUCCAAAGAUA
This is a messenger RNA of Plutella xylostella (diamondback moth), 1473 nucleotides long. RefSeq lists its product as uncharacterized. The record is from RefSeq and is a predicted model, not a curated record. NCBI's taxonomy places the organism in Eukaryota, Metazoa, Arthropoda, Insecta, Lepidoptera, Plutellidae.